This is a messenger RNA of Guillardia theta CCMP2712, 736 nucleotides long. RefSeq lists its product as hypothetical. The annotation marks the transcript as partial. The transcript is spliced from 6 exons. The record is from RefSeq and is a predicted model, not a curated record. Lineage: Eukaryota; Cryptophyceae; Pyrenomonadales; Geminigeraceae.
AGAUGGUUCGCUGCUUGUGGGAAAUGCUGAAGCUAGACAGAAGGAGGGAUGAGACAAACAUCUUCGUCUUCCAGGCCAAGUCAGCUAACCCAAGCUUGGACGACUCGUGGGAUGCUCUUGGGUAUACCUUUGGGACACUUGGGAGAGGGGGCGGACUGGACAGGAUGCCGCGGGGGUACCAUCAAGGGAUGAUUCGGAUGAGGAUAGACGACAUGCUUACCCUCUUUCUCUCCUCUGAGUCGCCAUAUCUACAAGGGCUUCACCAGGACCAGAGCUUUCCUCCUGCCCCGCAGAGCCGGCAGCAGCUCAUCGAGGGGGUCUGCGAGCCUCCGGAGGAAGCCUUCCGCAAGAGCUCGGGGGGUUGGAGGGUGGGGAACGGCAGCAAGACCUGCGAGGAGAUCUGCUUGAGCUCCAAGAAAACUUGUUCUGCUGGUGGGAUGUGGAUGUCACUCGCAUGGCCAGACUGUCAGUUCCUGGACAAGUUGAUGCGUGCCAAGGGGAUGAGAGAAGGUUGUUCCCAAGGCUGCGAACCAGACGUACAAGGGCUGCACACUCCCGUCUUUGACCUUUCGGACUCCGUCUGCCGCCUCCCUCAACCAGUUUUCAUGAGCUGCAGGAGACUUGACUCCUUCACCAACAGCCACAAGUUCUGCCCAUGCAAGUGAUCGGUAGAGCUCGCCGAGCUAGUUUUAACUGUAGCGUAGAGCAGACUUCACAUACAAGCCACGAUUCACUG